Paramecium sonneborni is the source of this 1629-nucleotide messenger RNA. The record is from the annotation of a GenBank genome assembly. NCBI's taxonomy places the organism in Eukaryota, Ciliophora, Oligohymenophorea, Peniculida, Parameciidae.
AUGGAUGAUAAUUAUUUCACAAAUAUGGAUUCUAGUCGUGUCUUAAACUUUUUCGCAUAAAGUUAGAAUCUUAAAUUUUUUCAAAUCCAAAAAAUAAAUGAAGAAAUAAAUUGUUACAAAGAAGAAAUAUUUAGAUAUAGUAAUAUGGUAAACAAUUUUGUUCAUUAAUUACGAAUGUUAAUCCCAGAAGAUAAUAUUAAACUAAAAAAUAAAUCGAUUAAACAUAAAUGGAUUAAGUUAUUUGUAGACCAGAAUAGAAUGACAUAUUGGAUUCAUCAAGAUUAUUGCACAUAUUUAAUUUAUCAUAAAAUUUCUCUUCCAUAAAUAAAGAAGGAUCUCAAUUAACAAUAUAAUAUUAGAGAAGCUUUUGAAGAUAUUGUUACCGAAUAUAUUUUUGAAAUAAAUUAAAAGUUUUUUGAAUUCAUGUUAUAAGUAAAUCCAUAUUCUCAAGAUACAAUAUAAUUUAAAUUCGAUAAUUUAGGAUUCUAUUAAAUGAUCGAGUAUUUAUAUGAUAUAGACGAUAUUUUAACAGAAGAAGAAUUAUGUAAAAUUUUAUUUCAUAUAAAAAAAACAAUGGAUAACUUAAUAGAAAAUGAAAAUUAAAAAGUAAUUUAAAUAAUCUAAAAGUAAUAUAAAGAUUUUCUGGAAAAUACAGCAAUAGAUCCUUGCAGUUAUCCUCAAGACUUUAGUUAUAAUGAUUUUGGAGAUGGUUUAGAAACAGUAUAACUAAUAUCAAAAUAAGAUAAUAUACAAGCAAUUGAUGAAAGUUAGAACUUAGAUAUACUUGAAAAUGGAAUAUAUAGUUUCUAACAUAAAAAGACAAUAAUUAUCCUUGAAAUUUUCAACAAUUAAAAAAAUGCUUAUAUAAUCAAUGAAUUUGAAUAUUAUCAAAUAACUUCUAAUAUUAUUGAAAAACUCUAAAAGUUUACAAUAAAUAGAAUUAAAACAAUAAAAUUAUCUAUUAAGGAAGCUUAUAUUUUGAUCAAAAUGCUAAAGAAGAAAAAGUAGUUUGAAAAAUAUAAAAAUUAAACUUUAUAAAUAUAUAAAAAAAGUGAAUUUGAAGAAAUUAAUAGAGAAUUAAGUAAUUAAACAGAAUAAUUUUAAUAAAUUUAGUAAAAAAUAUUAUAAUUUGUUACUAAAAUAACUCCUUAAUCAAAAAACUACAAAGAUAUCUAUUCGUUAAAUUUUGUUGAAUUACUAAAAAAACAAGUUAAUUUUCAAAUAAUACCAAGUAAAGAAUUUGAUUAUGAUUUAAAAAAAAUAGAAUUUUAAGAAUAAAUUUUAGCAGAAGUUCUUGUAGAUAAAUAAUAAAAUACAUUAGGUGUAGUUGUAUAUAUAAAUAAAUAGUAAAUAUUAGUAUUACUAAAAAAUACAUAAGACAUUAAAAAUCAUGAUAAUAAAUUAGAUGAGGAAGAAUUUCGAAUUCAUUGUUAAAUGUCAAAUAAAUUUGAAAAUUCUAAAAGAACUUUAUUAAUAUAAACAAAUGUUAAAGAAAUUAAGCCAGGUGUUGCAUAAUUUUAUGUUUCAUUGUUGCUACAUAAAUAAGAAAAUAAUCUUUGUAAACAUAUAAAGGACUUUUUGGAAUUAAAAAGUAAUGUAUGGAUGGUACUUUUGAAUUUAUUAGUCUGA